Messenger RNA from Ornithodoros turicata, 3328 nucleotides. RefSeq names its product cysteine-rich hydrophobic domain-containing protein 2-like. The transcript is spliced from 6 exons. Bases 155 to 715 code for a protein of 186 amino acids. NCBI's taxonomy places the organism in Eukaryota, Metazoa, Arthropoda, Arachnida, Ixodida, Argasidae. The record is from RefSeq and is a predicted model, not a curated record.
ACAGCAUCGCUGCUGACUCCAUCUAUUUUGCUUCGGUCAGUGCUUUGACUUCUUUCUCCACGGAAAUCCACGAUGCCAUUAGCUUCUCUGUGGAUUAACUUGUGGUAGCAUUCAUGAAUUAAUCUUUGUGGAGGAACUUCUCGUCUCAAGUUGCAUGCCAGCCUUGUGGCGGAUGCUCAGCGGUGAGCCCAUGGCAAGUUCGCCACCAGUAUCAAACAUGGCAGAUUUCGACGCGAUCUACGAAGAGGAUGACGACGAUGAAAGAGUCAACGACGAAGCAAUGAUUAGCAUGGUCCCGGAGCCCGUUGUCAUACGUGGAGCAGGAAACAUGACGGUAUUUGGCCUCAGCAACAAGUUCGACACAGAGUUUCCAUCAGCCUUAUCAGCAAAGGUAGCUCCAGAGGAAUUCAAAGCAACGAUCCUGCGCAUCAACAGUGUGUUAAGAAAGACUCUGCCAGUGAAUGUGAAGUGGCUGUUCUGUGGUUGCCUUUGUUGCUGCUGUACACUAGGAUGUUCUCUCUGGCCUGUAGUAUGCCUUAGCAAAAGGACACGGCAUUCAAUCGAGAAGGUUCUAGAUUGGGAAAAUAGUCAUCUGUACCAUAAGCUGGGCUUGCACUGGAAGCUUGGAAAGCAGAGGUGUGACUCCAACAGCAUGAUGGAAUAUGUGCUGCUCAUUGAAUUUAUCCCCAAGAUGGCAAUCCAUCGACCCGAUUAAUCCAGCUUGAGAGCUGUCAUGUCCAAGCCAAUGGGAACACACCCAACGAAAAGAAUCUCUCACGCAUGGAGUGUUUGAAGUGUGUAGAGUGACAUGACCAUCGUGGAAAUGUAUGCAUGCAUGCUCUACCACUGUCAUUUUUAUAUUUUUCUGCCAAUAGUAGUCACUGUGUACAUUGUCACGAUGGCGGGUCCUCGCUGAAAGCCACUUGAACCAAAAUGUAAACAGUGCUGUCUGGAGAGCAACAUCUAAUGCUGCCUAGCAUUUCAGGAGUACGUUGUGACGAUAUGACCAUUUUUGCUAUCCUCUUUAGUUGAAUAUGUGUGCACAUAUGUAUGAUUGUAAUUAUGAAUUUGUUUAAUAUUAGUUCUGUUAGGGCAUUUCAUGCAUCUGGGGUGUCACGUUGGUAUCAGUUCUGCUCACAUUUGUUUCUGUUAUUGUUAAACGUCAUGCACUUACUUGGCCAAUGGAUUUGACAAAAGGGGAAUAAACACAGUUUGAUGAAUGUACAUGAAGUUGCAGAAAACGAGCUUUUAAACACAUUUGUUGCCUUUUGCUGGAAGGAGCUUACUUCUAGUGCUGCGUGCUGUGCUUAUUUGGAACUUAUGCUUUCUUCUAGCAGAGGAUUUUCAAAUUUCACGAAAGAGACCAUUUGUAUGUUGACUAAUCACAAACUCAAUUUUGGGCACAUAGCCAAAUAUUCAUUGGUGCAGUGAUUGCAGGAGACAGCAGAUCUAUUUCCAGAUCAGUGCAGCACACAAGUUUCUUCAUGGCUUGGAAUAAAAUAAUAGCAUUGGUGAACAUGCAUAUCUGUGCAAGCCUGGUACUGAUCUACAGGCGGUGUACAAAAACAAUGUGUAUUUUCAAACUUGUAAAUAUUAUUCUCUGUUAGCACCAUGUGCUUACAUCUUUGGGAUUCUUCAAGCACAAAGAUAAGCCAGAUAAAUGGCUGUAUUCUACUAUGUGAUCUCAAUGCCUGGACCUAUGCAUAUCAGAAAACCUUGACAAUGUCUGUGAAGCAGCACUUUGAUCUUCAGCAGCACUUCAAAUGACAAGUUUUUGUGACAGCUGUACUGCAGUAAACACCUGUCUUGCAAGGCUGGGCCACUGUCAGUUACCACUGUCUCGUACCCUUUCAUUUGAUUAACAUUGCUGCUGUGCUAGCCUUUGUAAGUUUAAUGAGUCAGAUGGGAAAUGGAAUGAGCCUCAUUGGCAAAUAAAGCCUCACAUGCGGAAAUUAACUCUCAAGAUCUUUGAUGACCUCAGCGGGAGUCACCGAGCAUGGUUAAAAGUACCAGGAAAAGCUUUGCCACGGAUAGGGACGGAGCUCAGACACAAGCGUCUCAGUCACUGACACUUGUCACUGACUUGUUCUGAAAAAUUUUGUGUAUCUGCAAGAGUUAUCCACAUUUUUGCAACUAUGAACAGCCUUGCAAACAUACAUUUCCUAUGCAAAGCUCUAGUUUUGCACAAAUAUGGGUUUAUAUGCAACAUAUUUAUGUACAUUUGAGCGAAUAUUGUCCUACUCUUUUUUUUUCUUUCUCUUCUGCAUAAUUCUACCAGCAGUGUGCAGAGUGCACACAACUAUGACACUGCUGACAUACCCCAGUUGUUUGAGUGUUUAUCUGGAGAAGUAUGAUAAGCUGUUUCAAGCGACUACUAAUAUUAAAAAAGUUGAAUUAGGUAUUGAGGCAUUAGGUAUUUCUCACACAAAAGCUUCCAAUCUAUAGAGCCUGUGCCAGCUUGGCAGGCAUGCCGUAUUUGGCAGUGCUUUUUAUCUACAUUGCUCAUAGCAGAAUGCAUGCAUAUUGUCAAACGAGUCAUACCUAUUCUGCAAUUUUUGAUAAAUUUGGUUGAUUUUGCUGACGUGUGAUGACAAGAAUGCAACAUUUCACCAGAAGCAGCAGCUGUUUUUUUUUUUUGCUGCAACGAGAAAAGUUAUACUUUUUUUUGCAAGUAUGGUAUUUUUCUGUGGACAAGAACAGGAUGCUCCUAGGAAAGAAAGUACUAGGUGUUCUAUAAAUUUGGCAAGUUAUUGAUCGAUCAAAAUAACAGUUACCAGAUGGAAGUCAUGAACAUAGUGCAAUCUGCUGUCUCAUUGAAGCUAAAUAAUACAAGGCAUAAUACAAUUGCAUGACAGGAACUUGCAGAUAUAUUCCCCUUGUGCACCCUGAAGCUCAGUUGUUACCAGUAUUAGAAGUAUUGUACUUUUUUAAGUUUAUGGUCUGUGUAAGAACACUAAAGAACAGAGCAUGUACGCAGACAUUCUGUGCGUGUUACAUAUAUUGCAUGGCCUGUAGAUCUUUUUAUGAAGCCCAAUCCUGAUAGGUGGGUGAGUGGUCACUAGAUAUUAUAAACUGAUGCUCGAAAGUUUCAAGCUACACUUGAGGCGUGACCUGUGAAUUGUGGUGGGGUACAAGAUAUUCGUGGAUUUGUCGGUGAGUCCGCUCAUUCUUUAGGCACGUCGAGUGCCUUGUGUGCCUAUUGUGUACAUGUUAUACUUUUUUUUUUUUUUUUUUCAGUACGUGAGUGUAGCUGUAUCGAGGCAAAGUACUUUUGUAUAUAACACUAUUUUGUUCAAAGUUGCAAAGGACAUUAAAAGAAUGCCUUGUA